Limanda limanda (common dab) is the source of this 1720-nucleotide messenger RNA. It is a transcript of the gene trmo, whose product is annotated as tRNA methyltransferase O. The coding region runs from base 101 to 1498 and encodes 465 amino acids. The record is from RefSeq and is a predicted model, not a curated record. NCBI's taxonomy places the organism in Eukaryota, Metazoa, Chordata, Actinopteri, Pleuronectiformes, Pleuronectidae. The transcript is spliced from 6 exons.
GGGCGGAUGUUGAGUGUGUGCUUGUUGAGCAGCAUUAGCAUUAGCUCGAUCUAAGCUAACUGUUAUCUAAUAGAGUUAAACUAGUGUAACGUCAGUAAACAUGGCUCCUGUGUGUGACUGCUGCUGCGAGAACAUCCAGAAACUGAAGCUGCAGGUUUCUGUGAUGAGGAAGGAGACGAGGAACCUGAGGCAGAUGUUGGACAACGCUACACGAGCCCAUCGCAAACAGCUGAAUUCCGUUUAUUCUGCAGUGGCCAAGGGGGGACUCGGUGCAGCAGGGAAAGAGCUGACACCACCUCCACCAGCAGCUCCAGCUCCACCUGCAGCUCCAUCUCCUGCUUUAGAACAAGGAUACAUCCAGACGGCCCCGAUCGGUUACAUCAGCUCCUGUUUCUCGGUGAAGAACGGGACCCCCAGACAGCCCACCAUCUGUGGCCCCUCGCGCGCUGAGCUGCGCAUCCAGCCGAGUGUUUUCAACAACCCGGAGCACGCCCUGAUCGGCCUGGAGCAGUACUCCCAUGUCUGGAUCAUUUUUCUCUUUCACAAAAAUGGCCACCUGAGUAACAAAGCCAAAGUGAAGCCUCCCAGACUGAACGGUCGGAGAGUGGGGGUGUACUCCACCCGCAGCCCUCAUCGCCCCAACGCCUUGGGUCUGACUCUGGCCACACUCGAUAAAAUUGUAGGUGACACAAUACAUCUGUCAGACAUCGACAUGAUUGCAGGCACCCCGGUCCUGGACAUCAAACCUUACAUCCCAGCGUACGACUCCCCACAGACCAGGACUCACAAGGAGCCUUAUGAUGUGAACACACACCAAUCAGAUGCCUCCAGUGAGGAGGAGUCCAACAUCUCUAACCUCCCUAACACCCCACAUACCGACACUCAGUCAGAACAGAGAGGUGAAAGAACCGAUUGUGACGUGGCGCAGCAAGUCUCAGAAGACAAACGUGAAGCUGAUGUUCCUUUAACAGAUUCAUCUGGAGUCAGCUCUCAGUCAUCUCUGCACCGAGUGCUGGAGGAGGUCAAGGCCUUUGUGAUCCAAGAUGAUUUCUGCCAAAGUGAGGAGCAAGUGUCAGACUCUCCAGUAAAAAAGUCCUCAGAGUCGACAGUUGAGCGUCCUUGCUACGGAGAGGAGGUCCUCAGCACCAUCGCUGAUUGGAUCAGAUCGCCUCCUGUUGCCAGUCUGGAGGUACGCUUCACUCCUCGUGCCGAGAGGGAGCUCGCUGAAUUCCUUACCUCUGAUGUGUCAGGACCUGAUGAUGGUUCCAGACCCAGGUUCAAGUUCCUUCACAGUGUAGAGGAGGCCGCUGCCGCCAUCAGAGGAGUGCUGUCAGCGGACCCGCGGUCAAUCUACAUGCGGAACCGCUGCAGGGACCGGCUCUUCUUUUUCGCCCUGGACACGGCUGACAUCACCUGCUGGUUUGGUCGAGGGUUUGCUGAGGUGCUGCAGGUCCGAUAUGUUGAGCACCAGAAUGCCACCACGUCAGAAACCCAGUGAAAACGCUAGAGCUGGAUAGAGUCUUUUCAAGGAGGAACAAGCUUCUAAAAUGUUUCUCGACUGAUGAAUAGAUAUUUCUGUUGUGUGAUUAGAGAUGUAUUACAAUCGGACAGAUGAAGGACAAUGAAGGUUCAUCGUAUCUGUUAUAGGUAGAUUAUAGAUUAUUUUAAAGGUUUUAAUGUACAAUUUCCUUUUUAUUACUUUUUCUGCCCCGUGUGAUUA